UUGCAAUAGUAAAAAGAUAAAGAAAAACUUAAUAAAAGGAAAAGCCAUUACUCUGAAAUUAAACUUUCUAAAACGUCAAGAUUCAUCUCUCUAGUCUUCACGCGGAUUCCCACCACCAAAUAUUAAAACCCAUCCAACAUUUCAACAAAUUCACUCAAAAUUAUUCAAUCAAUUUCAAACCUCACAAAAUGGCAUCAGCAGCGAUCUUCUCAUCUCUACGCCGGAGCCGUUCACCGUCGUUAGACGCCUUCUUAGCACCGGUACAUCUCGAAAACGACGUCGUAGGGUUAUUAAAAACCCUAUCCACCGUCGCAUCGGAUAUUAUCAAUUCAUUCUCCGACAAAACGCCGUCGUUUCAGAAGAGAAAUACCAGAUCUUUACUCCGGAAAGUUGACUUAUUCGUCGUGUUACUAGAUUCCGUUCGUAAUUCCGGCGAGUCGGGGUCAAACUUACCGUCAACGGUGGUCUUAUGCUUUAAGGAGUUGUACCUUCUGCUUUACCGAUCCAAAAUUCUUCUUGAUUACUGCACAUAUUCUAGUAAGUUAUGGCUGUUGCUUCAAAACCCUUCAAUUUCCGGUCAUUUUCAUGAUCUGAAUCAAGAAAUUUCCACCCUUUUAGAUGUUCUUCCGAUGCAUGAAUUCAACUGUUUGAUUAAUAACGAUGUUAGAGAACAAAUAGAUCUACUUCAAAAGCAAUCCGUUAGAGAUAAAUUGUUUAUUGACCCACAUGAUGAAAUGUUACGAUUGAAAUUCUUUAGGUUACUGAACGAAAUUGGGGACGAAAAGAUUCCAACUUUCGAAGAAUUUCAUGAAUUUUUUGUAACAGAAUUGGGGGUUUUUGAUUCUAGGGCUUGUAGGGUUGAAAUUGAGUUUUUGGAAGAACAAAUUGUCAACCAUGAGAGUGAUCUGGAGCCGUCUGCGUCUGUUCUUGGUGGGUUUAUUGCUAUGAUUAGGUAUUGUAGGUUUUUGUUGUUUGGAUUUGAAGAAGAUGAAGUGGAGAUUGCAAUGGGGAAAAGGGUUAAAAGAGGCAAGAAGAGAGGGUUGAUUAGUAAGGAGAUUGCGGAUACGUUUAUAACGAUUCCGAAGGACUUUUGUUGCCCGAUUUCGUUGGAUUUGAUGAUGGAUCCGGUGAUUAUAUCGACCGGGCAGACGUUUGAUCGAGGGUCGAUUUCUAGAUGGAUUGAAGAAGGGCAUAGUACUUGCCCGAAGACCGGGCAGGCUCUUGUGCAUAAGAAGCUUGUGCCGAAUCGUGCACUUAGGAAUUUGAUUGUGCAGUGGUGUAUGGCUCAUAAGAUCCCUUAUACUCCGCCGGAAAACUUGGGUCUUGGGUCUGAGUCGUUUCCAGCUGCUCCCGCGAGUCGGGCAGCGGUUGAAGCGAAUAAAGCGACUGUUCGGCUUCUGAUUCAACAACUGGAAAACGGGUCGGAUUGCGGUAAGGCGAUCGCAGCUCGUGAAAUCCGUUUCUUGGCGAAAACCGGGAGGGAAAACCGGGGUUUUAUAGCGGAAUCGGGUGUGAUUCCUCAUUUGAAGAUUUUACUCUCUUCGCAAAGUCCAACUGCCCAGGAGAACGCGGUAACUGCAAUCUUGAAUCUUUCGAUUUAUGACAAGAAUAAAACGCGUAUCAUGGAGGAAGACGGGUGUUUGAGAUCAAUCGUGAGUGUGUUAAAAUCCGGGCAUACAAUUGAAUCAAAAGAAAACGCAGCUGCUACGUUGUUCAGUCUUUCCGCAGUUCACGAUUACAAGAAGCAAAUCGCUGAUGAAGAAGGCGCGUUAUCAACACUAGCCGGUUUACUAAGAGACGGUACACCGAGAGGGAAAAAAGACGCGGUUACAGCUUUAUUCAACCUAUCCACCCACACAGCCAACUGCGAGAAAAUGAUCGAAUACGGGGUUGUUAAAGCUUUAAUAGAGGCCUUGGAAAACGAAACGGUAGCAGAAGAAGCCGCUGGCGCGUUGGCAUUGAUAGUACGUCAACCAGUCGGCGCAGAGGCGGUUGGGAACGAGGAAAAGGCGGUGAUUGGUCUGAUUGGAAUGAUGAGGUGUGGGACGCCUAGAGGCAAAGAAAACGCAGUGGCGGCAUUACUCGAACUUUGUCGGAGGGGUGGGGCCGACACCACCGAACGCGUCUUAAAAGCUCCAGCAUUGGCGGGUUUGAUCCAAAGUUUGUUAUUUACGGGUACUAAACGCGCUAGGCGAAAGGCGGCGUCACUCGCGCGUGUUUUCCAACGUUGUCAUUAUGAUUCGUUGCAUUACAACGGGUUACGGUUAGGGUUGGGUUAUGGUUUUGCCGGAAACUCUACCACCACCGGAAACCUGGAUUCCAGUUUUCCGGCCGAGGCGGUUUCGGUGUCCAUGUCUAUGUCUGUUUCUGUUUCAUAGUAUGGCUAUAUGGUCAUCUAAAGGAUCAUCGGAAUAUUCAUUCUUGUUUUAUUACUUUACUUACUAUAUAUGAUAAUGUAAUUUAUAAUCUAAAAAAUUCGUUUAUUUAACAUUGCUUAUCCGGUUACUUGUACGUUUAUGCAUUAAAUGUUGUACCAAACAGUUCUUAUCG
This is a messenger RNA of Helianthus annuus (common sunflower), 2550 nucleotides long. RefSeq names its product U-box domain-containing protein 17-like. Gene Ontology annotation, biological process: protein ubiquitination. Gene Ontology annotation, cellular component: nucleus; cytoplasm. Bases 189 to 2378 code for a protein of 729 amino acids. The transcript has a single exon. NCBI's taxonomy places the organism in Eukaryota, Viridiplantae, Streptophyta, Magnoliopsida, Asterales, Asteraceae. Gene Ontology annotation, molecular function: protein binding; ubiquitin-protein transferase activity. The record is from RefSeq and is a predicted model, not a curated record.